GAAUUCCGCAUCUAGUCUGCUGACAGAACAGUCUACCUUAAUCAUGACGAUUUGACCCUCAACCUUCUAUAUGAGACUUGGUCUCGUCAUGCCCAGAUGGAACAGUCAUGAGAUUUAGUUACAGCACCUAGUAAUCUGCCACGCCAUCGGAGCGUUAAAAAAUCGCUAUUACAAUUCUUUUAGAGAGUUGAACACUAAUUCCUGCGAGAUGCUGUCUGGAAUCAUUGCCUAGACAGAUCUGUCAGAUGGAGUUUCUUGACAAUUUUGUCUCUUCGCAGGAAUCCCAAAGGCUCAACCAGCUCCCUGUGCGCUUGGUCCUAGAGAGGAGCUGCUGGGUGGCCCUGCCGCCUGCAUUUGUUGCAAGGUUGCUCGACGCCCAGAGCCCUAUCCCUCUCGUCCUGCAGCUGCGCCCAGCAAACGGUUUGGCGCAAAUGGGAGUGCCAGCGUGCUAUGUGGCGUGGGCAGGCGCUGCGGCCAGCAGUCAUGCACUGGACAUUCCUGCCGCCUUGGGGCGCUGCCUGGGGCUGGCAGACGGCAUGAUGGUCAGCCUGCGCGCACUGCCGGAUGUGCCGAUGGCAACGGAUGUUAGCGUUGAGCCUGCCAAUGUGGACGACUGGGAGCAGGUGGAGCUGAACGCUGAGUACAUGGAGGAGCAGCUCCUCAACCAGGUCGGGGUGGUGAGCAUGGGGCAGCCGUUCCCAUUCUGGGUGCGGGGGCAAUCGGUGCUGACGCUGCGAGUUGCCACGGCGAGGCCAGAGCCCGUAGUACGGCUGGCGCUCGGCGCUGAGGUCAGCGUCGCGCCAUGCCCCCGGGUCCGCCCGCAGGCUCAGGCAGAGGUGAACGGCGCCUCUGUGGAUGCGCCGUCAGACGCCUCGGCUGUACCUGCCACCUGGCUGCGCCUCCAGGAGCCGGAUGAGAGUCUGCGCGUGGACUUGCGGCUGCAUAGGGGAGUUCUGGAGGAGGACGGGGCUGCACUGCCGCAUGAGGUUGAUGGUGUCAGGACCUGGCAGACGACCACUGUACGCAUGCCGUCGGCCAAUGCAUCGGCUGCCGGCUUUCCUGAUGGCAGCUUUGUCAGGCUGCAUGCCGGCCCUGGGUCCAGGGGAGGCAGCGCAGUGGCUGCAGUACAGGUGGAUGACAGGAUCAGCCCAGCACAUGUGCAAGUUAGCCAAGCUGUACUUCAAACGCUGGCACUGCAGCCGCACAGGAGGGUGGCACUGCGGUCGUGCUCUCCAUCACAGCCUGCUCAGCCACCACUUGCCAUCGUGCUUCAUCCAGUCACCAGCUUGACUGAAGCGGAGGUGCCAACCCUGCAGCAGCUCAGCCCCCGCCAGCUGCAGCUGCUCUUUGCCGCCUGGCUGCAGGCGCAGUCCGUCCGGUGUAAGCCACUUGCAGACUUUAAUGGUGCCAUGGAGGGGCUUUCGCUCGGAAGUAGCACAGCCAAUGCAGCAGACAUUGCAGGAUCAGCAGCAAAUGACCUCCAAAACGGCGGGGAGGCACAGAACAAGACCAGCACACCCAGUGCAGCAGAGCAGUCAGUGCCGCUGCAGGAUGGCACAGCCAUGUGGCUGGAGUUUCCCGCUGAGCAGCAGCCUUUGGCUUUCUUUCUCGAGCUGCGAUGGCCGCCCGGCGCGCCGCGACCGUCCGGGCCAAUAUCAAUGCAGCCGCUGCAGUUCCUGCGUCUGGGAAUUGGUGUGGAGUUGGGCAAGGGUGUAGAGCUGCCUCUGGUGUCCACGGCGCACCCGGCAGCGGCUGCCAGCAUGCAGAAGGGGGGCAUGCAGGGGGUGAAGGGGGCCGCGGUGGGGUUCGGGGAGAAGUGGGCGGCGGAGUUUGUGCGGCCAGCGAUGGAGCGACUGCUGCCGCUGCUGCAUGACACCAGCCGCCGCAUGCUGCGCGCGGCUGAUGCGCCGCCGCCCGGCGGACUGCUCAUCUGCGGCCCGGCGGGCAGCGGGAAGACAGCCCUGGUACGGAGGUGCGCGGAAGGGCUCGCAGUGCACCCGCUGUGCCGCACGCAUAUAGUGUGGGGCAACUGCCGAGAGGUGGAGACCUCGACCCUUGCAAAGGCAAAGGCUUCCUUGCUUCCCCUGCUAAGGGAAGCAGCAGAGUGCAUGCCGUCGCUGCUGGUACUCGAUGACCUCGAGAUGCUAUGCCCGGCUCCGGCCGACACGCCCGACGCGGAAGCGGCCGCCGCCGGCUCGGCCGCGCUCGUGGCAUGGCUGCGCGCGGCUGUGCGCGAGUACCACGCACGCCCCGAUGGCCGCGCUCCCUUGCCAGUGGUGGUAUGCGGAACGUGCACAUCAGCAGCUGAGGUGGCGGCUGCACUGCGAGGGCCCGGCCUCCUGGACCACACGCUGACGCUGCGCGCACCGGCGGCCGAGGACCGCGCCGCGCUGAUGUCAUCAGGCCUGCAGUCCAAGGGCGUUGCCUUUGACGCGGCGCUCGUGCAGGCGUUUGCUGGCAAGCUGGAGGGGUAUGACGCGGCGGACAUCCGAGUCCUGCUGGACCGCGCCCUGCACGCUGCACUGCGCCGCAGGUUGAGCUCCAGAGGUCCUCAAAAUGGCAGGCUGGAGGUGGCACAAGAGGACAUGAAGGCAGCGCUGGCCGGCUUCUCUCCGGCGUCGAGCUGGGGCGUGGGCCGCGCGUCGGCGGGGGACGGCCCCGGUCCGCGCGGGUGGCAGGACGUGGGCGGCCUCGAGGACGUGCGCGAAGCGCUGCAGGAGACCCUCGAGCUUCCCACGCGCUACGCCAAACUCAUCGCCAAGGCGCCUUUACGGCUACGUACGGGGGUGCUGCUGUACGGGCCGCCCGGCUGCGGCAAGACGCACGCGGUGGCCGCGGCGGUGGCGUCGGCCGGCAUGCGCUUUGUCAGCGUCAAGGGGCCUGAAGUCCUCAACAAAUACAUUGGCGCCAGCGAGGCCGCCGUGCGCGACCUGUUUAGGCGAGCCAGCGCGGCGGCGCCCUGCGUCCUGUUCUUCGACGAGUUUGACGCCAUCGCGCCACAGCGCGGCCACGACUCGACAGGGGUCACCGACCGUGUCGUCAACCAGCUGCUCACAGAGCUCGACGGCAUGGUCAGCAGAUUGUCUGGGCUGCCGCGAGUGAAUGUCAUGGGUGAAAUACACCAGGGUGACCAUGGUGUGCAUUUGGCGGCAGGUGUCGUGGUGAUCGGCGCGACUUCGCGGCCGGACAUGCUGGAUGCGGCACUGCUGCGGCCCGGCCGCCUGGACCGGCUGCUCUACUGCGGGUUCCCCACCGCCAGAGAGCGCACCCAGUGCAGCAUGCGCUAUGGCUUCGGCUCCUGCAACAUGUGUCUGUUCAUCGGGCACGCUGCCGCUGUGCCCGGUGAUGAGGUUCUGCGCGCGCUGUCGUCGCGGCUGCCGAUGGAGGAGGGCGUGGAUCUGGCGGCCAUUGCUGCGGCGACCGACGGCUUCAGCGGGGCCGAUCUGGGCGCUCUGCUGUCCGACUCACAGCUGGCAGCCGUGCAUGAAGUCCUGGCGCAGCCGCAAGACAACGCUCAGGCGCAGCAGGUGCCGCUGGUGCGGGCCAGCCACUUAGAAACAGCGCUGGAGAAGGCGCGGCGCAGCGUGCCUCCCACAGAGCGCGAGCGCCUGGAGGCCAUCUACAGCAGGUUCAGGAGCAGCAGGGACCCAGGGCUGGGCAACACGCCGUCGGCCAAGGGCAAGGGGAAGCGAGCCACUUUGGCUUGA
Coccomyxa subellipsoidea C-169 is the source of this 3707-nucleotide messenger RNA. Its product is annotated as AAA-domain-containing protein. The coding region runs from base 246 to 3707 and encodes 1153 amino acids. Gene Ontology annotation, molecular function: ATP binding; ATP hydrolysis activity. Gene Ontology annotation, cellular component: cytosol; peroxisomal membrane; peroxisome. The transcript is spliced from 18 exons. The record is from RefSeq and is a predicted model, not a curated record. Gene Ontology annotation, biological process: protein import into peroxisome matrix. Lineage: Eukaryota; Viridiplantae; Chlorophyta; Trebouxiophyceae; Coccomyxaceae.